UACCGUUUAGCUACUAGCCUCUCUGUAAUGUAUAAGGGAAUUAAAUAAUGGGGAGCAUCGAAACUUUCGUGUCUUUGGAUCAUUUUUGUGCAUAUCUUCGAGAGUAUGAGGAGGACACUAAAACAAAGUUCAUCGUUCUGAAGAGCGACCGAUCAUUUGGAAAAAGUGAUCAGACCGUGGAGAAACAGCUAAACUGGGAGGUGAAGACGGUCCCUUUCAAUGGCAUACCUUUUAAGGUUAUUGGGAAAAAAACGUAUAUAUGUCACCAAGGAAGAGACAAGCAUGCCAAAGCAAAACAGAGACGUGAGGAGACAAAAGCACAAUGUCUCAAAGAGGAUCAUUCAAAUGUUAAAACAAGACGUUUGAUGCAACCCACUAAAAAAAUGGGUUGUCCUGCAACCAUAUAUGUAUCUCAUAUUGUGAAAUUUCCAGAUUAUUUGAUAACUGAAGACAACCCUAACCAGAAACGUGACAAAUCAUCUGCCUUAAGAGAAGCUCUAAAAAAAGAUCCAUCCCAGGUGCGCUCGGAGGAAAUGUUUGCAGCCUGUUUCCCAAAUAUUAAGGAUCAUCAAAACCACCCAAUUGCUGUAAAGGCAACCACAGACAUUUUGAACAUCAUUCAAAAGAUAAAGACAGGGAACAGGACAUCCAGCACAGACCAUCUUAAUCUACAGGCCUUGGUAAACAAAUGGAACGAAGAGGGCUAUGCUAUUGCGUACAGACCCGCUCAGGAGAAGUGUGGUACCAUGUCGAGGUUGCUACUGUGCAUGCAGAUGCCUUGGCAGAGGAGGCUUAUGUUGCUGUAUGGACAACAGAUCUGCUUACUGGAUGCAACCUAUCGAACAAGCAGAUAUUCAAUGCCUCUCUUCUUCCUGUGGGUGAGGACGAAUGUCAACUAUGCCAUUGUUGGAGUGUUUAUAACUCAGACUGACACUAAAGAGGACAUCGCAGAUGCCUUGAAAGUGUUUCAGAAUUGGAAUUCAGACUGGAAUCCCUCACACUUCAUGGUGGAUUUCCGUGAGGCAGAAAUUGGUGCUCUAGAAGAGGUGUUUAAGGGCUCUAAAGUGCUCCUUUCUGAUUUUCACCGAGAGAAGGAAUGGUUGGAGUGGACAAGAAUAAAGGACAAUGACGUGACAUGCCAGAAAGAAGUUCUUACACUUCUGCGGGCCAUAGCAGAUGCUCAGACAAAAGAGGAGUUUCAGAACAGCACCGUUACCCUCAAACAACACCCUGUCUGGCAGACCAAUGAGAAGCUCAGAAGAUGGUUCUCCAGCAAAUGGCUUUCUCAAGUAGAGAGAUGGUUAAAAGUGUUCAAAAAUGAGAAUCUUAAGUUGGUCCUCUACACAAAUAACGGGGUGGAAAGGCAAAAUGAAGCUUUGAAGCAUUCAUACCUGGAGGGGUACAGAAACUGCAGCCUGAGUGAAACACUGAUCGUGAUAGUGAGAGACCUCCUGCCAAGAUCCUAUCAGAAGUAUGUCGAAUUGAAUGUCAAAUGCUCAAGUGGCUAUCGCAAAUACAGCGCAAAUGUGCCUUGUUAUCUGAGAGACAGGCCAAGAAUGGUCUCUCAACACAUCAUGGCGAGGCACCAAGAGUCCCUGCUUUUCAAUAUAAGUGACAUAACAUCUGCUGACAAGGCUGUCUUCAAUGUUAAAAGUCAGACUUCACAAGAAGAAUAUCAGGUGAACUUCGGAAGUGAUGAGCAGAUGCCCUCAUGCACAUGCCUGGACUGGCAGGAAAAUCUUCUCCCAUGCCAGCACUUUUGUGCUGUAUUAAACUUGGUUCCCGACUGGAAUUGGGAGAACCUAAGCUCUAUGUACAGACAGAACCCUUUCUUCACUCUAGAUGAGGUUUGCCUGGGACACUCCGGGACACUUCCUGUAACUUCUUCUGCUGAUCUUCAUUUAGCGAGACAAAGAGCAGAGGUUCUGAAGAAGAAACGGAAGAACAAAAAGACUCUAGAGAUAGGCAGCUCUACGCAACCAUCUGCUCCACCAUCAGCCACCAUCCUAACCACCCCUAGUUUCCAAGCACAGAAACUGCAAAAGUGUGGGAGCUUAUUAAGGGAGAUAACUGAUCUGACAUGCCACUUACAAGAUGAGACUUUUCUCGAUUCAGUAAUUGAUCGCCUUUCUGAUCUUUUAGAAGACGUGAGACACCACACUCCCCAUAACGACACUCUUGAUCUUUCCUACACACCACCGUCCAAGAAAAUGUGUUCAGUUCCCAUCGGGCAUCCCAAUCCACUUAGCACAGUCCCUAAGCCAUUGUGCUAAGUGGUGCGAGUAAGUCCCUACAAGUGACAUUUGAACUACGUAGCACAUUACUUCCCUUAAAUGUCUUGAUUUCAGUCUGUUGUCAAACAUUACAAGCGAGUUACUUUGUUACACAAUGUCUCAAAUUGCUGUUUUUUCUUCAAGAUCUAUCUAAAAUUGUUCACUUAUUUGUAUGAUUGACUAUUGUGGGCAUACCUAUCUCUACCAUUACUAGUGCUUGGCAUGGACAUUUAUUUGUAUUAAAGAUAUAGUUCAUCCAUUUACUCACCCUCAUGCCAUCCCAGAUGUGUAUGACUCUUCAGCAGAACACAAACAAAUGUUUUUAAAAGCAUAUGUCAGCUCUGUAGGCCCAUACAAUGCAAGUGAAUGGUGAUCAAACCAUUGUAACUCCAAAAAAAUGUAAUAAAGGAAACAUAAAAGUAAUCCAUAAGACUCCAGUGUUUAAAUCUAUAUCUUCUGAAGUAAUAAAACAGGUGUGUGUUAGAAACCGAUUAAAAUUAAGUCCCUUUUUUACCCUUAAUCUCCACUUUCACUUUUACAUCUGAAAGUCACAUGUGGUGCCUGUUUAGUUACACUUUCACAUCUUAGAGUUAAAGUGGAGAUUUAGAGUAAAAAAGGAUGAUUGUUCUGUUUCUCACUGACACCUAUUAUAUCUAGAUAAUAUGGAUUUAUAGAUUACUUUCCUUUAUGUGAUUUUUGGAGCUACAAAGGUCUGAUCACCAUUCGCUUGCACUACCCCUGCCCCAAGUAGAAUA
Xyrauchen texanus (razorback sucker) is the source of this 3028-nucleotide messenger RNA. RefSeq lists its product as uncharacterized. The coding region runs from base 48 to 2273 and encodes 741 amino acids. Lineage: Eukaryota; Metazoa; Chordata; Actinopteri; Cypriniformes; Catostomidae. The record is from RefSeq and is a predicted model, not a curated record. Gene Ontology annotation, molecular function: DNA-binding transcription factor activity; zinc ion binding. The transcript has 10 exons.